AAUCACUUUUACUGCAUAGAUGCAGUGCUAGUCUAACUGCAUAGAUUGCAUCCCUGAUAAGCUGCACAGGCUGCAUAGACUGAAUGGUAAUGCAUAGACUGCAUAUCAAUCAGCCGUGGUUGUUCAUGUGGCCGCUCGCCACAGGGGCUAUCAGUUCGGUAAAGUGAUUAAUAUAUUGAUCCCUAAAGCGGUACUGAUUAAAAUAAUGGGCAAAGCGAAGUAUAAAAGCAAUGUUAAUAGGUAAAAGUUUUAGUGCUCUUACGGAAACCUACAACAUUGAGCCUGGGCAUAGUACUGCAAAUCAAAUCCCAAGACCUUGCAAUCCAUAAAAUCUGCAGAACGAGGUUAUUAUACGACAGCGAUUACGCGCUAUCGUCGUCACUUUUAUGACAAUGCGGCGAUCUUGCCUUUGUGUACUUUUGGGGCUAGCCGCGCUUAUUGUCCCUGAUGUAGUGUGGUGCAAUGGAUCUACUGUGGAGAAUGAGGGUCCGUCGCCGAAUCCUGCGUGUUACUACGUGCGGAGGGAUACGGGUGACCUUCAUCUUACUUGCCGAUCUAACGGGCUCAUGAUCCCGGAUGACUUUGACGUGGCCAGAAUUCGAAAAGACGUGCAAACUCUUUCCAUCGGGGGCAACUCUUACGAUGCCUUCCUGUCAUCCAGCGCACCACCGCUGCCGGCCGACCUCUUGGCUCUCCAGCACGUUGAACUAGCAUAUUUCGUUAUCGAGAGAAACUCUAGCAUGGUAAUCAAGCGAUUCCUCAACAACGUCAAAGGCCGCCUACAUUCCCUAAGCGUCUUCGACAGCAAAGUGACUUCCCUGGACGACGGGUUUCUCCAGGAUUCUCGCAGCUGCGGGAGUUGGAUUUCACCAAGAAUCAUAUCUCGAUCAUCAGCAAGACCGCCUUCCAACGGGAGACCACCGGGCCGUCGCUCAAUCUCCGGUUGGGGAGAAACCGACUGGAGAGCCUGGACUGGACCGUUUUCCAGCCGAUUACCAGCAGCAUCGGUGAUCUGGAGCUGGACUAUCAGGAUCCGGGACUGAAAUCCGUCCACUGCUCCACCACGUUCCGCUUCCCUCAAUCUAUCGGUCGUGUGCUGUUGACCAACAACCAACUGGAGUUCUUGCCGCAGUGCAUGCUGGACUCUCUUAACAUCUUUGACGGCCGCAUUCACAUGAAGGUAGACAAGAACCCCUUCUGCCCAUCGGACGGAACGUGCGCUUGUCCCGCUAUGCAGCCGUUUCUGCACUUCCUCUGCGAUUUCGCUACCAGCGACUGGGACUACGGUCUGAACUUCACAUGCGGCACGCCCUUCACAUCCAGUCAGCGCUGGUGGAGCCCGAAACAACUGCCGCCCAACGUUACUUGCAGAAUGAAGGACAGUCGCUGGUGCAAACGAACGCCUUGCUGGUGGUAGCUACAGCAUUGCUGUUCGGUGUUCUACGUGCAAAUUGGUGUUUGUGACCACUGCAUGGCGGCAUUCGACAGCUCAAGUUCGAAUGCUCUUCUUGUGCUUCGUUAGA
This is a messenger RNA of Paramacrobiotus metropolitanus, 1523 nucleotides long. RefSeq lists its product as uncharacterized. Lineage: Eukaryota; Metazoa; Tardigrada; Eutardigrada; Parachela; Macrobiotidae. The transcript has 3 exons. The record is from RefSeq and is a predicted model, not a curated record. Bases 387 to 1043 code for a protein of 218 amino acids.